AUGUUGCUGGAACAUCCAGGAUCAAGUUGUCAGACCGCUGGGAAUUUCUCCAGAUACAGCUCGAGUCAGUCUGCAGAUAUUCCUGUGUGUGCGGGAUGUAACCAGCACAUAGUGGACCGUUUCAUCCUGAAAGUUUUGGAUCGACACUGGCACAGCAAAUGUCUGAAAUGCAGCGACUGUCAGUCACAGCUGGCCGAAAAAUGCUUCAGUCGAGGUGACAGUGUCUACUGCAAAGAUGACUUCUUCAAGAGAUUCGGGACCAAGUGCGCCGCAUGUCAGCAGGGUAUUCCGCCGACGCAGGUGGUUCGGAGGGCGCAGGACUUCGUGUAUCACCUGCACUGCUUUGCGUGUAUCGUGUGUAAAAGGCAGCUGGCCACAGGUGACGAGUAUUACCUGAUGGAGGACAGUCGACUGGUGUGUAAAGCCGAUUAUGAGACCGCCAAACAGAGAGAGGCGGAUUCGACUGCAAAAAGACCCCGCACGACGAUCACCGCCAAGCAGCUGGAGACGCUGAAGAACGCGUACAAUAAUUCACCGAAACCCGCGCGACAUGUCCGGGAGCAGCUGUCCUCAGAGACCGGCCUCGACAUGCGGGUGGUGCAGGUCUGGUUUCAAAACAGAAGAGCAAAGGAGAAGAGGUUGAAGAAGGAUGCGGGCAGACAGAGAUGGGGUCAGUAUUUCCGGAACAUGAAGAGGUCACGUGGGAGCUCCAAAUCAGAUAAAGACAGCACACAAGAGGAGGGCAUGGACAGUGAUGCAGAGGUUUCAUUCACAGAUGAGGCCAUGUCCGAGCUCGGUCACUCCAACGGCAUUUACAGCAGUCUGAGCGAGAGCUCUCCAGCUCUGAGUCGACAGGGUGGAGGUCAUGCGUCAUUCCCUUUGGAGCACGGUGGUAUGCUGCCCUCGCAGGAGUCAUACCACGACAUCAAAGCCAGUAGUCCGUACAGCCUUCCGCAGUCUCCAGGAUCACUACAGGCUCUUCCACGAAACCAGCAGCUCAUCUCCAGUCUGGUCUACCCAGAGUCAGGCCUGCCUAUGGUGGGUCAGAGCGGAGGGCCAAAUAUGACAGCAGCAGUUCGGAUGAUGGGUGGUGGGAAUGGUCCGAGCUCUGAUUUAUCCACAGGAAGCAGCGGUGGGUACCCAGACUUCCCUGCGAGCCCAUCAUCCUGGUUGGAUGAAGUGGACCAUGCCCAGUUCUGAUAUCUUUGAAGAUAUGGAGAGAGACCAAAAAUUUGGACAGGGAUUAUACAGUGGAUACCUGAAUUUUAAACCUUGAUUCUUCACUUUUGGUCUGUUCAAUCAUUUCUUUUUCUUAUGUCAUUGGCAUGGAGAGAAGAGUUAGGUCCAUCGCUAAGCAAUUUUCAAAUUUCUAAGUCUCAAGAUAAAAAGUCUGGCCAAGGCUUUGGACUUCUGUUCAGCUGUACAAGGACAACAGCAUUCAGAAGAGCAUGACGUCUUUCC
Molecule: messenger RNA, 1461 nt
Organism: Xyrauchen texanus (razorback sucker)
Lineage: Eukaryota; Metazoa; Chordata; Actinopteri; Cypriniformes; Catostomidae
Product: LIM/homeobox protein Lhx3
Exons: 6
Coding region: 1-1200 (399 amino acids)
Biological process (GO): neuron differentiation; regulation of transcription by RNA polymerase II
Cellular component (GO): nucleus
Molecular function (GO): RNA polymerase II transcription regulatory region sequence-specific DNA binding; DNA-binding transcription factor activity, RNA polymerase II-specific
Source: RefSeq, a predicted model, not a curated record